AUGUACUCUCUUGGUGUGUCCUUUUGGAUGUCUUCUCAAAAGAAAGAUGUGUUGCGUUACUAUUGUUUUGCUGCAAUUGCAAAGAGGAAACCACUUGGGGCACCUGUUAUAAAUGAGUAUGCAGAUGCCCAGCUGCAAAACCUAGUAAGGAGAAUGCACCAAAGAACAGCUCUAUACAAGAGAAAGCUGACAGAGGGAGAAAUAUCUUCACCCAUACCCAGUCCACACACUGCAAAACCCACAGCUGCAUCAUCAACGCAAGAAAGCAAUUCCAAGCUAAAAAAAGAACCUAACUGUGGCGUGUUGUGUUGCAAAUUCCAGAAGGUGCCUCUGAGAGAGCACUUAAAGAGAUUUAGAAUUCCAAACAGCAUGGACGCACACACAGACAAACUCUAUCUCCUGUGGCUCUUGCUUGUCACCAUGGCUUACAACUGGAACUGCUGGCUGAUACCACUGCGCCUUGUCUUUCCAUAUCAAACACCCAACAACAUGUGCUACUGGCUUGGUAUUGACAUUGUCUGCGAUUGCAUCUACCUUUGUGAUAUGCUAUUAAUCCAGCCCAGACUCCAGUUUAUAAAAGGAGGAGAAAUAAUAGUAGAAUCAAAUGAACUAAAGAGACACUACAGGAAUUCUACAAAAUUCCAGUUGGAUAUUGCAUCAAUAAUGCCUUUUGAUGUUUUCUACCUCUUCUUUGGGUUUAACCCCAUAUUUAGAACAAAUAGGAUAUUAAAGUACACUUCAUUUUUGGAGUUUAAUCAUCACCUCGAGUCUCUAAUAGAUAAAGCAUAUGUCUACAGAAUCAUUCGAACAACUGGAUACUUGCUGUUUAUUCUUCACAUCAAUGCCUGCAUUUAUUAUUGGGCUUCAAAGUAUGAAGGAAUUGGCACAACUAAAUGGGUUUAUAAUGGUGAAGGAAACAAGUAUCUGAGAUGUUAUUAUUGGGCAGUUCGAACUUUAAUAACCAUUGGGGGUCUUCCAGAACCACAAACUUCAUUUGAAAUUGCUUUUCAACUCUUGAAUUUUUUUUGUGGAGUGUUUGUGUUCUCCAGCUUGAUUGGCCAGAUGCGAGAUAUAAUUGGGGCAUCAACAGCCAGUCAGAAUAACUUCCGUGUCUGUAUGGAUCAUACCAUUGCCUACAUGAACAAUUAUUCCAUUCCUCAAGGUGUGCAGAAUCGCGUUCGAACUUGGUUUGAAUACACAUGGGCUUCUCAAAGAAUGUUAGAUGAGUCUGGCUUUCUUGAGACCCUGCCAACCACAAUGCAGUUAUCCAUCGCCAUUGAUAUGAACUUCAGCAUCCUCAGCAAAGUUGACUUAUUCAAGGAUUGUGAUACCCAGAUGAUUUAUGACAUGUUGCUAAGGUUGAAAUCUACUAUUUAUUUACCUGGUGACUUUGUCUGCAGAAAGGGAGAAAUUGGAAGGGAAAUGUAUAUCAUCAAGCGAGGAGAGAUCCAUGUUCUCGGAGGACCUGAUGGUACUCACGUUCUGGUUACUCUGAAAGCUGGAGCAGUGUUUGGAGAAAUCAGCCUUCUGGCAACAGGAGGGGAAAACCGUAGAACUGCUGAUGUAGUGGCCCAUGGGUUUGCCAACCUUUUAACUCUAGACAAAAAGACCCUCCAAGAAAUCCUGCUGCAUUAUCCAGAUUCUAAAAGACUCCUCAUGAAGAAAGCCAGAGUGCUUUUAAAGCAGAAGGGCAAGGCCACAGAGAUAACCCCUCAAAGAAAAGGACUUGCUUUUCUCUUCCCAUCAAAAAAAGAAGCAACCAAGAUAUUUCAAGCUUUUCUGAGAGGCCCAGGAAAAGCAGAUCUUGGAAGACUCUUCACAAUGAAAAGAGAGCAAACAGCUCAGAAAGAAAAUGAAAAUUCCAAAACAGGAGAGGGCAAAGGCGAAGAAUAUGAAGAUAAAGGAAGAAAGCCAGAAGAGAAAACACUGGACAGAGACAAAUGUCAAGCAAGUCAUCCUACAGCACAGGAAAAGCCCCCUUUGACUAGAAGAGCAGUUUUACCACAAGGAACUUCCCACCAACCACUCAUCAUCAGCAUGGCUCCUUCUGCUGAGGCUGGGGAAGAGGUUCUGACUGUUGAAGUCAAAGAAAAGGCUGGGCAAUAA
Messenger RNA from Perognathus longimembris pacificus (Pacific pocket mouse), 2106 nucleotides. It is a transcript of the gene Cngb3, whose product is annotated as cyclic nucleotide gated channel subunit beta 3. The coding region runs from base 1 to 2106 and encodes 701 amino acids. Gene Ontology annotation, molecular function: intracellularly cGMP-activated cation channel activity; intracellularly cAMP-activated cation channel activity; protein-containing complex binding. NCBI's taxonomy places the organism in Eukaryota, Metazoa, Chordata, Mammalia, Rodentia, Heteromyidae. Gene Ontology annotation, biological process: monoatomic cation transmembrane transport. Gene Ontology annotation, cellular component: intracellular cyclic nucleotide activated cation channel complex; plasma membrane; photoreceptor outer segment. The transcript is spliced from 16 exons. The record is from RefSeq and is a predicted model, not a curated record.